Harmonia axyridis is the source of this 4228-nucleotide messenger RNA. RefSeq names its product pleckstrin homology domain-containing family G member 3 (gene GEFmeso). The transcript has 9 exons. Lineage: Eukaryota; Metazoa; Arthropoda; Insecta; Coleoptera; Coccinellidae. Bases 192 to 3539 code for a protein of 1115 amino acids. Gene Ontology annotation, molecular function: guanyl-nucleotide exchange factor activity. The record is from RefSeq and is a predicted model, not a curated record.
UCCCCAUCCAUUCGUCCGGUGUUCACGGUCGCGGCUAGCCAUGGAACGUGCUUUCGCGUAGCGCGAACAGUGAACUCGCCCGAUUUGUUUACGUUAGAGAAAAAUCGCGUUUUCGCGUACCGGCCAGUGUUGCACGUCUCGCGGGUGUGCGAUGUGACAGUGACAAUAAUCCUGGUUCGCGGCAGCCGACAAUGAGCAUGAGGGAGGCUCUCAUCGACGAGGAUGACACGUGGGAAGAUUUCUGGGGAACCUCCACGGAGCUGAUGCCAUGUAUUAUGGGAGCUUUCGACUCCAUAAUUGAGGAAGGAAAACACCAGACAGUCCCGCCAAGACGAACCUACCAAUCGAGCAACUUCGCCAACCUCUCUCCCGGCGUCCAGAAGCUGUUGUCCCACGUCCCAGACCAAGAGAUCAGCCGCAGCUUUUCCUCUGAGGAGAACCUUGGUUUCAAAAAGUCCAACUCUUCCAUCUACAGAUCCCUGAGGGGCCAAACCAGAAGCACUCUAGCCUUGAACAGGAGCAACGAAUCUCUGGACAUCAUCUCGCCCAACGUGCAGAAGAUGCUGUCCAACCUGCCGGACACGGAGCUGAUCAUCUCUCCGGGAGGCUGCGACAAGAAGAUGACUAAUCGGUCUUUUCUUCACUCUGCUAAAAGGGAGGGCUGUGAGACUUUGCCGGUCGAGGAGGAGGCUGGUAAGGGUGGGGAAGGUGUGAAAAGGGAGGGGAGUGAAGAGAACGCGAGUGAGAAUUACAAACCAGUGCCUUUGGGAUCGUACCUGCAUACGUCACCGCAUGGAAUUGCUUCCAGGACACCUGUUGGGAGGAAGUCUCUAGGGAAAUACCUACAGGUUCCCAGCGAGAGCAGUCAGGGAACGUCGAGCAGCACCAACUCUUCGGAGGUUUCCAGGCCCGUAUCCCUGACCAGCAUAGGAUCAUGUUCUUCCAGCGGAAGCAGCGGCAACAACCAGGCCGGAUCUGCCUAUCUGGCUUCGGCCGAAAGCUUGGACAGCGACCCCGAACCGAGUGGCAGUCAAGGAUCUGCUGAUAGCGGUAUAGCUGAGCAACCUUCCGUGAUGACUGCAGAAAUGAGGGUUCUGCAGGAGGUCCUGGACUCUGAGGCCGUUUACGUAUCAGACCUGAACGAGGUCAUAGAGGGAUACUUGAAACGUUGGAGGUCAGAACCAGAUUGUGUUUUAGCCCCUCAUUUAGAUGCCUUAUUCAGUAACAUCGAGGAGAUCUACGAAUUCAACAAGAAAUUCCUCGACCAGCUAAGAAACGCAGAAGGGGACUCCACCAAAAUAGCCAACGUCUUCCUCCAGAACGACUCCGGCUUCUCAGUCUACCACGAGUACUGCCAGAACUACCCGCGCACAAUGGACGUCAUCGGCGACCUCACCAGAGACGACAAGAUGGUGCCCAUCUUCAGGGAGAAACAGAUCGCCCUAGGUCACGCCCUGCCACUAGGUUCCUACCUCCUCAAACCCGUCCAGAGAAUCCUCAAGUACCACCUGCUGCUGCAAAGGCUGUCCAAGCAGUGCGAACCGGAGCACAAGCACGUGGUGGACCUUGCGUUGACCACCAUGACCGGCAUAGCGUCUGACAUCAACAUGAUGAAGAGGAAGCACGAGCACGCCGUUAGGGUGCAGGAGAUACAGUCGCAGCUUUACGGGUGGAACGGGCCGGCUUUGACAGCUCUUGGUGAGCUGAUCGCCGAAGGAACCUUCAGGGUGGUUGGUGCUAGAGGUAGGAGGCACGUCUUCCUCUUCGACAAGGUUUUCUUGAUGACCAAAAGCAAGCAGGGCGGCGUUUUGGCCUACAAGUUUCAUAUCAUGUGUUCGAAUUUGAUGUUGGUAGAACAGGUCAGAGGAGAGCCCUUGUCCUUCCAAGUCCUGCCCUUCGAUAACCCAAGGCUCCAAUGCACGAUUCGCGCCAGGUCUCCUCAGCACAAGAGAGAAUGGACCCUGCAGAUUAAGAGGGUCAUCUUGGAGAACUACAGCGCCGUUAUACCUAACCACGCCAGACAGCUCGUCAUGCAACUGGGGCAAGACAUCAGCGAAAUCGAGGAAACUGAGGAGAAGUGGACGCCGCUCAAACACUCCAGCAACACCCCCCACUACCUGGAACGUCGCAGCCGCAUCCGUAAGACAGUAGACCCCUCUGGCCGUCGAGCCGCCUCCCAAGACCGUACCUUCCCCUCUCUGGCCAACUGGAGGCGCAAGUCCGAACCUGGCGUCAUCCCUCAAUACACCACCAAGACGCUGCCGCACAAGAUCACCAAGCUGAAGAAGCAGAAGGCCGCCUCCAAGUUCUACACCGACCUGUCGGACUCGGAGAACUGCGAGGCCGUCACCGAGUCCACCGAGAGCCUCGCCAGCUCCAGGCCGGCCCUGGCCGGUUGCGAGGAACUGGACGGCGGCGGGGCGAGGGCCGAGCCGGACCUGGAACGCAUAGUGUCCGACAUCGUGAACGAGGAGUUCAAGAAACUGAAAAAGGGCGGCAAGAGGUCGUUGAGGGACAGCGAACCGACCCCGGAAGUUUGGAUGGAGGAGGCGCCGACCAAGCUGCCGGCCAAGGCGGAUUCCCUGCCGAGGUCGUUUCAGCUGAACGAGAGGGCCGGCAGCGGGGCCGAGAACUACCACAAGCACGUGUUGGACAAGUCGUUGAAGGAGAACGCCAGCGCACGUCUGGAGGAUCAGCCAGAAAACGAUCUCACUUCUCACAUCGACGAUUCAGAGCACCCCGACCACAAGAUCUACAGAAAGUCCGCCAUCCGAGUCAGUCUUCUCCAGAGGAUACGUACCCUGAUGUCCGAGCAGCAGAAGAAGACCUCCACCUCGCCUAUAUGGAAGCAGCAGCACUCCAGGAGCACGGGUGAAAGGAUAGCCAACCCAGAGUACGUGGAUCCCCAGAAGUUUAUCCUGAACUCCAGCCGUUCCAGCUUGAUCCAGGACAAAGUGGACGAUCUCCUGGACGAACCGGAGCGUCUGGACAUGACCAUCAACGAAGACGACGUCAUGACGGAGAUCGAGAACCGUCUGCAGAAAUCUUUGUCUUUGAACGACACCGGUCAGUUGGAAAAGUUCGGUUGUGUGUCCAGUUUGUCCAUAAGCUCGUUCAAUUCUAGUCAAAACGAUGAUAGUUACUACGAAAGCAUUCUGGACGACCGUUUGGUUGAGGAAUACGACAGGGACUCCAGCGGGGAGCUGAUCUUGAAACAGGACAGUUUUAGAAGUACCGAAAACAGGUAUAUAUCGAGACAGAACCAAACAGCAAAAACUGAAUCUACAACCAAAUCGACAAUUUGCACCAGCAAAUCGGAAGGGAGGUUAUUCGAGAGGAAAACGAUGAUAAAAAGGCCUAAUAAGGCCCCACCGCCGAUUCCAGUGAAGCCCACACAUCUGAAGAACGGCCACAAAAAAACUGAGACAAUAAAGACUUACGAAGAAGACAGCACAAACAAAGAUAUCUGUGAGGAGAAUCUGGCUGAAGUCAUACCGACCAAAAGUUGGGUUAAGGCGAUGGUGGGUAGGUUCGAAUGACAGUUCAAGGACACCUAGGGUGGAUUGUCAUUUGUUGGACCCUGGACGGUUUCCGUUUAGCAAGUUUCUUUUUUAGUUAGCGCAAUUUUUCGUUUUUUUGUUGAGUGUUUUCUCGCUGGACUAAGACUUAUUUCAUUUGUAUCAAAUGGUUUCGAAUAUUCUCUUCCGGUUGUGUAUAUAGUGUGAGUGUGAAGCAAGUACGAAAUUCGCUUGAGUGAUUCGUUUUCUGCACCGCUUACCUUUAAAACAUUUUCUUCUCUAUUUUCUUUGAACUGUUUGUUUAUUUAUUUGAAUACUUUACGCUCGCUCGAAACUUGUCUCCAUUCCGUUUGCAAUUAUUGGACUUUUUACUUUUUUAAAAUCUCUAUUGAAAAUGUGAACAAAAUAAACCGAGAAUAAAAAUAUUGUUUUUCUACUUGUAAAUCGGAUAUCAAAAAGUUGAUAUGUUGUAAUGAGGAAAAGUGGCUGUUGCAGAAUAUUUUACUUGUUGACAAUAUUUAAAAGUUUAUAAAGAACUUGUACGAGUCACUUUCAGUAUAUAUUCUAUCUUUAUUAAGUAAAAAUAGAUAAAUAUCUACUUAACAAUACAAUGUGCCAAAUAGAUAUCAUCAUUUAAAUUAUUGUUGAAUAAAGUAAUAUAAUUUUUGUAAAAACGUUAUGCGUAAUAUUGAAUAUAUUAUUGACAUGAA